Molecule: messenger RNA, 3087 nt
Organism: Bactrocera oleae (olive fruit fly)
Lineage: Eukaryota; Metazoa; Arthropoda; Insecta; Diptera; Tephritidae
Source: RefSeq, a predicted model, not a curated record
UUUAUUUAUGUUUUUUGUUGUAUUCAAAGAUAUUUUUUGUUGUACUCGUACUGAUACAAUACAAUCUAAUACUCUUUUUUUGCGCUUAUAAAAUUAUCCGUUCUCAGCCACAGCCGGCAUAUUUUUUCAUUGCUUCGCGCUUGCGAUUAAAAUCUGUCUGUUACGCAUUUGCGCAUGCGCUCACAACUGCCUUUACUUUUCCAACGCUUGUUGUUCUUGUGCUGAUGAGACAAGUGCGUAGUGGUGAUGCGGCUGAUCUGUUGUCGGUUAUGCUGUGAUUGCUUUCCGUGUUGUUGUAAUUUUCAGUUGAUUACUUUGUUACCGAGCAAAAGAAGGAAGUAAGUAACUACAACAAGAAAUUUUAAUGUUAAGUUUUUUUUGUGUGAGGUUUUUGUAUGUAAGUCUGAACAAGAUGCCAUUGAUCUUUUAUAAUUUAAGGAAAUUAUAUCUUGAAUUUAAAAGGCAUACAAUUUGUCAGACAACCAAUUAGAUGGGUGAGUCAGUAUUCAUUGUAGAUGAAAUUAUUGAAAAAGAAAUCAAUGAUGUAAGCUAAGGUUGUGGUAUUAGAAGGAAUUAGUUUUAUGACCACUGGAUUUGGUGGGAUUAGAUAUAGUUGGACUAAUCAUUCAAUCCGCAUCGAAAUCAAAUUCGAUACGGAAAGAAUUUACGAUCGAAAAUGUUCAAGUUUUAGUGUCGUGGUAGCUGAAACGUUUUGAACUGUGGAGGAGGAAACUUAAAGCGCUUUUUUCUCGAAACUACUUUUUUUGGAUGCGGUCGCCGAGAUAUCUCAAGUUCCAAUCAGCCGAUUUACUAGAAAUAUAGCAUGAAUAUUCUAAAAUAUUUAAGUUUGCAAUAAUUUUAAAAAAAGAUGACCACAAGGGUAGAAAUCUUGUUGGCGAGGACACGGCUUCCUCUACUUCAAGAACGCAUAACUCAAUAUAAAAUUUUAGAAUUAAUUUUUGUACUCUGCAAAUAUAAAUAAACAAAUGAUAAAAAUAUGUAGUACAGUAAAAAUAUCAAAUUAUUUUUUUUUAACAAUUGCUAAAAAACACACGAAAUUCGGGCCUCUAGACAAAAAUACCCCCUGAAGACAAUAACAUAUAGAUUUUAUAAAACGGCUCUGGGGACUUUCUCCCCAACUAUGAUAGUAUACAAAACGCUAUUUUGCAGUUGUCACUCUAGUUUCUCAAGGUAAGUCGGUGUCCUCAUCUGCAAUAAGUGGAGAGAUUUGCCUACUAAAGCAUAAUCAUCUGAAGAUAACUGGAGGAAAGUGUCAAUUGAUAUUCUGUGAAUGGCGUUUAAUAUUUUCUUAAAUAACUUCAAUGAUGGUUUCUUUUUAAUUUAUUUUAGCACUUCCUUCCAUUCGUCAAUCUGAAACUCCGUUUUCACGAACAACUUAAUCGGAACGGAAACGAGAAUGAUAAAGGCAAGAUUGCGAAGAGCAACGUUUUAAACGACACAAAUGGGUGAUUCACAUAGAACUUCUCAGACUUUUGCUUCGAUAGAAAAGUUCGAUAUACGUUCACAUCGAACGCAAUAAAGCGAAGCAAAAUGUUGGGCACCACUCAUCUUAUUACGCUUAGCCAAGCAACAAUUGCCAUUCUUAUUAACUAGUAGAACGGAAAGCAAAGCCUUCAUUCUGACAUACCAUUUCCUUUCAUAACUUAGUUGUUAAAGUAUAAAUUGUCAAGAAAUGUAAGAAAAGUUGUAUGUACAUAAAUUGGUCAGAGAUGUCAAACUUAUAAUAAUUGUAAAAAAAAUUGUUCCUUCUUUCGUUCAUAACAUAAACCAACGUCGUAAACGAAACGAAGUGCCAAACGCUGAAUACAAAAACUACUGCACUUAUCCUUCACUCCACAACGCGAUUGCACGACAGCGAAAUUUUCUUGUCUGCAAAUGCAAGAAUCAUAGAAUACAAGAUUACAAGACCAUCUUGUGACCCAAUUCUUUUGAAUUGAAAAGAAGAAGCAUAGAACAACAUGUAAAUUGUAAACAAAAACGUUUUAGUAGGGCAACAACGAAAUUGUUUACAUCAGCUGUUUGAUAUGUCGCUGCGGUCUUGAAAAUGUUCAAGAUGCUGGCUUCAAGACGCCAUUUGCAGACAAGAAAAUUUCGCUGUCGUGCAUGUGUUUAAUACAACAACGGACAGCUGUAUUCUUAAAAUAAAACUGCAUUAGUUUGCUUGCGCUGUGCAUUAUUUUAAUUUGGCUUGACUAUGGAUUUGGAUGAUAUGUUAAUUGAAGAAGUGCGUAAUCGGCCGUUUCUAUACGAUCUAGCGCAGAAGGAUUACAAAAAUUUAAAGAAAAAGGAUUAUGCAUGGAAGGAGAUUGCAGCACGCACGAAGUUGGGCGAAUUGAAAUGCAAAAAAAGAUGGAAGAGCCUCCGUGACACCUAUAAACGGUGCAAAAGAAUGAAGCAAGUCUCUACCGGCAAUAGCGCUGAAACUGCAAAGAAAACAUGGAAAUAUUUAGAAGCGAUGUCCUUUUUGGAUAAUACUAAAUAUGCCAGACGUACUAUUCGAAGUUCAAGCGAAGAAGUGGACUGUAUAGACGAAAAUGAUAUACUGGAAAUAAAACAAGAGGAUUCAGCAAAUAUAUCGUUGUCGGCAAGCGAAAGUUCUCAGUGUAGAUCUUCUCAUGCAUGGGGGCAAGAGGUUCAAAAAAAGAAACAGUACAGUGACAAGUUUCAACAGUUUUUGAAUUUGGCAGGCGCAAGCAUUUCCGAAACUUGUGCGGCAUUCGUGGAGCAAACACAAAAACAGAACACUACCGCACUUCACUUUUCCAGUUUAGCGGCGAAGAUAACAGAGGCCGGUCUUCCUCCAAAUGUCGUCAAUCAAAUAGAGGCCAAAGUAUCGGCUUUAGUGUUUGGGGAAAUUGACAAAUUUUAUUCAGGUCUUUUAAAAUAGAUGUACAUAAAUAAUGCGAUUGUAUUAAUGUGCGUAAGUAAAUUAAUUUUUAAGAGUAAUAAGCAUAGUUUUAGUUAUAUAAAAUUAAAUUCCUUAUAUUUAAGUAGUUAAUCGUCAAUGUGAACCUCAAGUACUUUUUAACUUUUUGAAAUAAAGAAAUGUUUUGUAAUAUAAAAGAA